UCUCUUGACUUUUUGGAAAGCGCUCUAGUCUUUAAAUUCUGUCACCAAAUCUUUCAACAGCUUAUUUCUACAGAAUGAAGAUCCUUUACUAUCUCCUCCAUUUUCUGUGUUAUGCGACCUUCAUCCUACCAGCUACAUGUAACUUGGUGGAUGCUGAUCGUUGCACAAAACGUAAAGGUCUCUGUAAAAGGAACUGUCUUCUGAGUGAAAGGCAGAUUGACACCUGUUUCUCACCAACUAAGAUUUGCUGUUCUGAGAGGCUGUAUGAAGACGAAAGCAUAUUUUGAAAAGGAAGACAUCCCUCUGAACAAUGAAGUUAUACAUGCACCAGUGGAGAAAGGUAUAGGAAUAUAAUUAGGGCCUCUGAAAUAAAUAAUUAAACAUACGA
Lemur catta (Ring-tailed lemur) is the source of this 388-nucleotide messenger RNA. RefSeq names its product defensin beta 114 (gene DEFB114). Gene Ontology annotation, cellular component: extracellular region. NCBI's taxonomy places the organism in Eukaryota, Metazoa, Chordata, Mammalia, Primates, Lemuridae. Gene Ontology annotation, biological process: innate immune response; cell chemotaxis; defense response to bacterium. The coding region runs from base 75 to 287 and encodes 70 amino acids. The record is from RefSeq and is a predicted model, not a curated record. The transcript has 2 exons. Gene Ontology annotation, molecular function: chemoattractant activity; CCR6 chemokine receptor binding.